Molecule: messenger RNA, 153 nt
Organism: Pediculus humanus corporis (human body louse)
Lineage: Eukaryota; Metazoa; Arthropoda; Insecta; Psocodea; Pediculidae
Exons: 2
Coding region: 1-153 (50 amino acids)
Source: RefSeq, a predicted model, not a curated record
AUGCCAACGAGAGCUGAAUUGCCACUUCAAGAUAUUGCAUUUUCCGAAUCCAACAGCUGGACGGAUGCAUUACCAGUUUGUAGAGAAUCUGCUGUCGGUUCAUCGAUAAAUCAAAUUUAUAGAGAAGAUGGAAAUCGACAGGGAAUAGUUUGA